AUGUAGCUGCCGGCCUGUGAGUGGGAGGACGAGGACCAGGCGAGCAUGGGGACCAUGUCCUCCAUGGGCAGCUUUUACCAGUCUGGGAGCGAGUGUGAAGUGGAGGAGAACCUGAAGGUUAGGGCCUGGGCCCAGGAGUCGGCCACCGGCUACCAGUGCAGCGGCGAGUCCUCAGAAGGGCCUGCCAGCACCUUCGACUCGGACGUGCCCCACGUUGUCCCCUGCAAGUUCAUCAUCUCUCUGGCCUUCCCAGUGACCGCGGGUCACAAAGGAAAAUAUUCAAGUUUGGUUGCACAGUACAGGAGACACCCUAAAAUGGACAAACCUAUUGCAAAGGUUCGCCAUUACUACCACAUCGAGUACUUCCUCCUGCCUGGUGAUGGGGAGCCUAAAAAGGUCGAUGUGGUGGUGUUUCCAGCCUUGGCCAAAGUGUUCCUGGAUUCAGGAAUAAAGACCAUCAGGCCAUGGCAAGAAGGGGACAGGGUCUGGGUGUCGUGGACCCAAAGUUUUAACAUCAACAUGACAAAGGAGUUACUAAAGAAAAUAAAUUUUCACAAAAUCACCUUGAGGCUCUGGGACACCAAGGACAAGGUUUCAAAAAAAGCCAAGAAUUAUCGAUUAAAACCUUCUGGGUUUCUGGAAGAUGCAGGAUCUUUUGAGGAGGUGAAACAUUUGGUUUUAAGUCAGAGAAGAUCGUCUGAACAGGGCAUUCACAUCAAAGCGAAGCUGCAUCAGGACCACACACCAGGGAAGCCAGAAAAAGCAAGAAAAUGCUUAAGGUCUGGACAUGCAGAAAAGGCAACUCUUCCCAAGACCACCAAGGACGAUGAAGAGCUGCUCAGGACGGAAGAUCUUGACACAGUACGAUGUGGUACUUCAAGACCAGUUAUUGCUUUGGGAGGGGCAACCAUGACAGAGAUGGAGGAGUUAAUUGAGAGGCCGUCAUUUAGCAGCUUAACAAACUUGUUGGAAAAGCAAACAUUUCAAAUUAAACGGAAAGAAUCAGACGCGGGGAGGAAAAGCCAGAGGAGGAGGGAGAAAUCUCGCAUGGAGACAGACUCCAGGCUGGCAGGCCACGGGAAGCAGGGCACGUUCGCCAUGCAGCUGGCGGUGAUGCCGCUCCUCGCAGGAUGGCAAACUGUCGUGAGUCAUGGCAGUGGGAGGUCGGCCAACGUCUUAGAUUGUUUUUUGACCCUAAAAACAGAAGUUCCCCUCAUGACUGAAGAGCAAAAGCGGGACUUAAACCCCCUGACCAUAGAGAUCAAGUGUGUUUCCUGCCUUCCAUCACGGUCUGUGUCCUUCAGUGAACUAGAGCGGCUGUGCACCCCCGUGUACUGCAGGUACCAGUUCUACAGGACCCCAGUGCACAGGACUGAGGGCCAGCCCCAUGGGACCCACGUCUACUUCCAGGAUAUCAACGUCAUCUUCCUUGGGGCCAUGCACCCCAGCGACCUGAGGGAAUACCUGGAGGGCCCCCCGAUGGUGGUGGAAGUUCAUGACCGGGACCGCAAGUCAGAGGGGUAUUCCCGCAAGCCCGCCCUGUUUGGGGAGGACCCGCUGGAUUCAUACCUCAACCUCCAGACCCUAAUUUCCCCGAAAGAGACGGAGAACAACCCCUUUGAAACCCAGGAUAAGAUGUGGGACCCUUACGGGGUUGCCCAGGUCAGCUUUGCCGACCUCCUCCUUGGCCAGAAGUACUUGAACCUGGUUGUCCCCGUCCACAGCUGCGAGCCCAAGGCCACGCGCCUCGGCCAUGACAGCAGGAGCAGGAAGGCGGUGGGGUUGCGGGUGCCCGGAGACGGCCUGCGGCACAGCCCGAUGCCCCCGGGCGACUACCUGGAGGCCAGCUGCCUGCUGAAGCUGCGGGCGGGCGUGGCGGUGCCGCUGUGGGCCGGGACCGAGGCCCUGGACGCCCACCCCACGGCCUCCCAGUUUGGCCGCGUCAUCUUCGUGUUCACCUCCAGUAAGCUCUCACUCCUGCACGGCCUGCUGCAGGACGUCGCCGUGAUCAACGCCGGGGCCCUGGGCCUGGACUCCUGCCCCGUGGAGGAUAUCCAGCAGAUCCUGUCCGCCUUGAAGAUGCCGGCGAAGAUCCAGGAGCGGCCGGACCUGGACGUGCUCACUGGCUUCCACCUGCUGGACGGGCGGGGCCACCUCCUCAUCCUGGAGGGCUUGGCCGACCGGGGCCUGAGGCGGCUGUGGGAGAGCCACCAGAGCCGGGUCCCGCAGGCAGAGCCCGGCUCCUACAAGGCGCUCUACAACUCGCAGCUGCGCUUCCGCCGCCGCCUCUACGCCGACCUGGAGACCGUCCCGUACCACGUGCACCUGUCCCGGCCGCUGGCGCAGCUGAUGAAGCACGCAGUGCUCUACGUGCGCAACACGGUGCCGCGGCAGGUCUUUCAGGCACUGAGCAGGAUCUACUGCAUCUGCCAUUACAGCUCCAGGCUCAGGGAGGUGAUCACCGGGGACCUGCUGCCCUCCUCCUCCAUGAUCAAGGGGCUGAGCCAGGAGUUUGGGCUGCCCAUUUCCCCGGAAGAUCUUACAGAGGGAAAACUGCUGGCUAUGUCCCUUCCUCCUGCCCCCAAUCUGGAGGACUUCCAGAGCCGGAAUUCCACCCUCACUUCUGAGAUCCAGGCCCACCAGGAGAAGUGCCUGCAGUGGCGGAACACCAUGGUCCUGAAGAACAGAGACCAGAAGUACAGCCUGAUCCAGGUAGGCACUCCCACCCCCAGGCAUCCCGGGCCUCCUGCGGCCUGUGUCUGUUUCCCUGGGCAGGGUUCCCAGGCGGGAUGGGCAGGAGGUGCUGCCUGCAGGGCACAACUGUGCCAGGAGCUUUGCCUCCCAACCCUGGAGUAUCUUGUCCUUCUUGAAAGGUGAAGAGGAACCCUCUUAUGUGUAAUUCCUUUCCCCUGGCCCUGGAGUUCAUCUUAGAGAAAGAACUGUGUGUGUGUGUUAACAUUUUGCUUAAGCUGCUGAAGGCAUGGAUGCCAUAUGAUGUCCAAGCAACACAGGAGACAAACUAACCUGUGUGAGAAAAUGUGCGUAGAGGGGAAGAGAACAGGAGACUGACAAACUGGUGAGGUGAUGGAAGGUCAGGUGCAUGUGGCCUGAAUGGCCAAGGGCCUCCCUCAGCCCAUACCAACCAAAAAGGCUUAAAAACGCCAACAUCUGAGGUGUGCCUUGAACUCAUAGUGUGUAUGAGUGAAGCCCACCCAUGGGCUGUGUGGGUGAAGCCACUGCCUGGCCCUCCCACCCCAAUCUCUAGUAAAAGUCGUCUUAGAAGUCUCUAAGUUUUAUAUAUGUGCCUUCUUUAUGAAAAUCGACAAGGAGGUGGUGGUUUUUUUCUGUCAGUGUUCAAGUUUUUAGCUUUCUCAAAAGAACCGGUUCUUUGAUUUAUCAAUCAGUCUACUUUUCCUGCUUUCCUAAUUCAUUAACUUCAACUUUUACAAUUUUAUUUAUUUAUUUAUUUUUGGCUGUGU
Molecule: messenger RNA, 3479 nt
Organism: Aethalodelphis obliquidens (Pacific white-sided dolphin)
Lineage: Eukaryota; Metazoa; Chordata; Mammalia; Artiodactyla; Delphinidae
Gene: CFAP92
Product: cilia and flagella associated protein 92 (putative)
Exons: 11
Source: RefSeq, a predicted model, not a curated record